AUGGAGGUCGAGUUGGAAGAGAUCGAGAAUCACAUUGUUCGUCACAAACCUGUCGGCAUCAAUACAUUGUUACGAAAGACGCGAUUCACACGUAAAGAGCUCCAGAUAAUGUACCAAGGUUUUAAACAGGAGUGUCCCGCUGGGAUGUUGACGGAGGAAGUGUUCAAGGAUGUCUACUGCAAAUUCUUUCCCCAAGGAGAUGCUACAAUGUACGCUCAACUGGUCUUUCGCUCAUUCGACAAAGAACACAACGGCUCCCUCAAUUUCGAGGUAAGAACGCUUCUGUUGUUGGACAUUGUGGCAGAACACGAUGAUACGGUAGCUCAAAGUGAUUGCAGUAAGUCACGAAGUGAGAAGGAAAAGGGCACAAUACGCAGCCCCAACUAUCCAAAGUGGUAUGGACCUCAUAGGUUUUGCAACUAUGAAGUCGGUAUACCGUCGAACAAGCAAGUCCUACUAAACUUUACUGAAGUUGCCUUAAAUAUGGAUCAUGACAGAAUCGUGGUAUUCGAUGGCCCUGAUUGUUUAUCUAAAAGGAUCGGUGUCGUACACCAUAUGAAUACUCCGGCCUACGUCUCUUCCAGCAAUAGAAUCAGCGCUCUGUUUAUUACCGAUGGAGUCUCAGGACCUUGGAGGUUCAAGGCAGAAUACUCAGCAGGCAAGUGCCAUUUGAAUUGGAUCAAAUGA
Molecule: messenger RNA, 687 nt
Organism: Dicrocoelium dendriticum
Lineage: Eukaryota; Metazoa; Platyhelminthes; Trematoda; Plagiorchiida; Dicrocoeliidae
Source: the annotation of a GenBank genome assembly